AUCUGUGCUCUCAAAUCAGACAUAAAGGCAAUGAAUACAUACAGAGGCAUUUAUAGGAGUUUGACAACUAUUCAAAACAAUAGACUUUUAGUGCUGCAGGUGCUGAUUGGGUUUAGGUAGAUAGGUGCUAAUUGUGCCAGCCUAGAUGAGACAAGGAGUGGCAAUGGGUGUUGGUGUGCUUGAGUGGAUUCCCAGGAAGAAACAAGGUUCAGGAAUUGGAUAAUUCCAUGACCUUUUUCUAUGCCGAGAGAUUAAUUUAUUGUUGGGUGAAUGGAGGUAUUGUGAGGGCAUUACACCUGCUGCUUGAAGGGAUGAUGGAAUUUGCCUUGUGUUCACCCUUGGUGUGUGUAAGUGUAUGCUUGUGCAACUGUGGAUCUGAGGAAGUUAGCUGGACCUGGCUUCUGGGGGAAAGGGGUGGUGGUAAAUAUGAUGUGUGGUUUGAAUGAAAUUGUAUGAAAGGUGUAUGCUUGGGGUUUAUAUAGAAGCUAAAGAUGCCAUCCUAAGAAAUGAAGCCUGGAAAACUACAAAAGGAAAAAUUCAUGAACUGUAAUUAAAAGUUGCAGAUGAGAACUGCUGAAAUGCUGACACUGAUGACCAGAGACAAAUGAUUAACUCUGGGUGGAAAACAACAUGUUUGCAUUACCAAAGACAAUGGUUCUUUUAAGUAAGGAAGUGUCUGCAAGGUUCCUGAUGUUAAGAAGGAAGUCAAAGAAGGCUGGUUGAGAAGGAAAACCAACUAUCACUUAAAGAAGAAAAGUCAACAUCUGUCCAGGAACUGAUGGAGUCAGGAUGUUUUAGCUCCCUAUCAUUUAUUUACAUCUUUCAGAACAACAUCAACAGAAAUGUUGCUAUAUAAGAGACACUUUACUAUUCCAAAAACUGUGGCAGGCCGGAGGAGUCACCUGCCUUUUUCUCUAAGGGAUGGAGGAAGAUGGUAUAUUUGCAGAAUGGCAAAUUUGCUAGGAAUGCAAUAUUGUUUACUUUGGGGUCUCUUUUCCAGGAGAAGGAAGAAGAGAUGGUAAUAUAUUAAUGAUGAGGAGUGAAUGCUUAUAUGUGUGUGAAUGUUGAGUCUGUGUGUCUACUUUCUUUAUCUGUUGUUCUGUGAUAUAUUCUGUCCUGCUAAGAAUAAAAUAAAAGAACAUUUUUAAUACUUUAUAAAGUUUAAAACAUAUUCAUGACCAAGUUCAUCUAUAGACUAUAAAAUCCCUGAGGCCACAAAUAUUGCCGUCCUUUUGGGAUUCUCCGUUUUUGAUAACAGUUUGACACCACUCUUCUACCAAAGACUGUGAUGGCUCAAUGCUAUGAAACCCAUGAGUUAUAGUUUCACAAGGGCUUUAGCUUUCUCUACCGAAGAGAUAUGGUGCUCCGUUAAACUACAACUCCCAGGGAUCAGUUUGAACCCACUUUAACUGAUAUGGCUCAAUGCUAUGAAAUGAGGGAGUUCUAGUUUGGUAAAGCAUGGGUACUCUUUGCUAGAGAGGGCUCGCAACUUUGUGAAGCUACAUCUCCCAGGAUUGAGUCAUGACGGUUACCGUGCUCUCAAGGGAGAGAAAAGCUCAAUUUUGUAUUUGCAGUUGGGAAGGAAAGGGUGAAGGUUUGCUUCCCUUCUGGGACGCUCAGCCCACAAUGGGCUGCAGCAAGUAUAAAGUGCUUGUCCACCUCAUUGCAGAUUAAAUAAUAUAUUUCCAAGGCACCUGGAGAAAACAGAGACGGAUGAAGACUGAAGUUUCUUGUGUUACCUUUAGUACUACACAGGAUUGUUAACACACACUCCCUUGCUCAGCUCAACAAUUUGCACAUUUUUUUCUCAUUCUUUGAGCUAUAAAAAGGUGGUUAAAUUGAUGUCAGUCAAGCAGAAAAAGGAGAAGAGCCUUGAAGAACCGUUGUGCUUCUAAUCCUGCCACUAAUCAUUCUUCAGGAAGGUUUGUUCUGAGAACAAGAAGAUGUGGAAGAUCCUGGGAGUUCUAGCCUUCUGUGGCCUAUUGAGUCCUGCUGAUGGAACAAUUCCGGGCAUUAGUGUUGCUUUAUCUGAUGACGAAAUGUCUCAAGCCUUUAAAGAGACUUUAACCCAAGACGAUCUUCUAGCGAAUCACCUGAAAGGCCUUACACUUCUUGACAUCAAGUAUGGCAAUGUUGUUGGGCUUAGCAUUGUGAAUGUCAAUCUUCCGGCUGUUAAGGUGGUCUUGCUCGACGGGGCAGCAGAGGUGAACCUGUAUAUUAAUCUGAUCAUCACUGGCGAUGCGCUCCUGAAAAGACCCUCCGGUUUACUUUCUAUUUCAGUGGAUUUGCAUGUUAGAUUGAUAUAUCGUUUAGAAAACUUUUUGGAUAGUGAAUUGGAUAUGAAAGUUUUUGAGUGUGCGAUUCUAUUUGAAGCCGUUGACACCAAACUCUACGGCGACAGUGUGCUUCCACCGUUAUUGAGAACACCUCUCCAGCAAUCUCUUGUGACAGAUUUACAACAGCAGAUAUGCAAUAUCCUGCCGAUUGUCUUUGAUCAGGUCGAGCAGAUAUGGACAGAUGGUAUCAAUGAGGUCAUUUCCCUUGGCCCUUAUGGAAAUGUGAUGUUUCAGUUGGCAGAAUUGCCUUGGAUAACGCCAAAAUAUCUUGGAAUAAAUAUUCUUGUUUCUUUCCAGUUAUCAGAGUCAGGCAUAAUCAUCUCCAUCCCCAAGUCGGCUGCCACGAUCGAAGUGCCUUCUCUGGAUGGCCACGACUACUGCGUUGCUUUCCACCCAGAAGUGUUCAAUAUUCUACUGCGUGUCUUUGUGCCCAAACUGCCUUUGGAACUGAGCAAUAGCCCAGCGGUGUUCUCUAAAGCUGAGGAGCUGAAGAAGGCGAUUGUGGCUUUGCUUCCACUUUGGGUUCUUCCAGACCUCCCCACGCAUGACUUCCAUCUUAAAAUAAUUAUUAGGGCAAGCCCACGCAUUGUAUUUGACAAGAAUGGUAGUACUGUGACUCUCCUUCUUGAUGUUGGGGUCUUGGCCAAGAAAAAAGAUGAAUCUCAACUUUCAGUAGCUGUCUUGAGAUGUAUCGUUUCCUUGAAAGCCACCUUCUCUCUGGUUGAUGCCAAACUGACUGUGAACCUCUCGCUCUCCAAGAAUGUUAUUUCAUUGGUAACCUCAGGCGCUGGAAUCCUCCAUCUUGCUGGUCUUCAGGCUCCCAUCAACAACUUAAUAGAGGAAAUCGUUUUGCCUGCUUUCAAUGAGCCUCUUUCUUAUGGUUUACCGCUGCCUGAAUUCCUAGGCCUUCCUCUGGUGAAUGUGGCUAUCAAAAUGGUUGGGAACGCCCUUGUGAUCUGCAAGUAAGAGCAGAGGACUGGUCAAUUGGAAGCAUCUCUGAACAAAACCAACAACCAGCAGAAGACACAAAACCCUUCCCUGAACAUUUUUGUUUUAUUGAUCUAACUUGAUUCCAGUUGAUUUUUGUUCUUGUAAGUCUCAUGUCAUUCUUCCAAUAAACGUAUUGGCUUCUGUUAUCAACUUAUAA
Messenger RNA from Anolis carolinensis (green anole), 3483 nucleotides. RefSeq names its product BPI fold-containing family B member 4. Gene Ontology annotation, molecular function: lipid binding. The transcript is spliced from 18 exons. Lineage: Eukaryota; Metazoa; Chordata; Lepidosauria; Squamata; Anolidae. Bases 1944 to 3302 code for a protein of 452 amino acids. The record is from RefSeq and is a predicted model, not a curated record.